This is a messenger RNA of Lampris incognitus (smalleye Pacific opah), 2922 nucleotides long. RefSeq names its product phospholipase A2, group VII (platelet-activating factor acetylhydrolase, plasma) (gene pla2g7). Lineage: Eukaryota; Metazoa; Chordata; Actinopteri; Lampriformes; Lampridae. Gene Ontology annotation, molecular function: 1-alkyl-2-acetylglycerophosphocholine esterase activity. The coding region runs from base 438 to 1745 and encodes 435 amino acids. The record is from RefSeq and is a predicted model, not a curated record. The transcript has 11 exons.
AGCAUGUUUAGGGCCAAUGUGGAAGGUUUAGCGAAGAGAAGGCUACAAAGAAAUGGCAGAUUUGGGCUCACUAUCAGUUCGACAGCUUUGCAGAGAGAAAACGGCCUAAAACACCGGUUGGAAGGCAGUGGUAUGUAUGCAAGCGUCUAGUCUGCCGGAAACGCAAAAGAAGAGAAAGAAGAGCUCUAUCCCACUCGACUCUGCAACACGCUCCUGCUAGCCGGCUAAUAAUAAUGAGCUAACGCCGGCUACCUGUCGAGCCUCCCUCGCCGCUCCCAAGUGACUCAUGCUGAUACCCUUAUCACUCCGAUAGUUAACGUUAGCAUCCAAUACGUUUCCCUCUAUCUCCGGGAGUCCUUUUAAAAAAAACUGUUUUAACGACCUUUUUAACCACCACGUCGUACAGGAUACCUAGCCACUUUAGAUGGCCAAGGUCCAUGUUUACUAAUGGAUGGUUCGUGCAGUUGUUAAACAAGAAGAUUUACGGGUGGUCAAAGACAGCAGAUCAGAGGAGGUGCAAACUUAGUUUCUUCACCAUGGGAAACACCUGCAGUAACAACCUGGGGAUCCCUCCAGCCAAAGGCCCCAAUGCUGUGGGAUGCACUGACUUCAUGAUGGAUCACACCAUACAGGGCACCUUCUUUCGACUUUACUAUCCUUGCCAAAAGUCAGAGAAAGCUGAAAAACCAGACUGGAUCCCAAGCAGGGAAUACUUCAAUGGUCUGGCAGACUUCAUGAAAAUAAAUAGAACGCUCAGUGAACGGAUUUUCAACUACCUCUUUGGAUCCUUUAAGAUCCCAGCGUUCUCGGAUGCUCCAUUUAAACAGAAUGGAAAAUGCCCUGUGGUGAUCUUCUCCCAUGGCCUGGGUGCAUUCAGGACUUUGUAUUCAGCUAUAUGUGCAGAGCUUGCCUCUCAGGGCUUCAUUGUGGCUUCAGUGGAACACAGAGAUCAGUCUGCCUCCGCCACCUAUUAUUUCCGCGAAAAGUCUGAGUCGGAAAUGAUGGAGGAAGCAUCGUCCAACAGGUCCACUCCAGCCUCAGACAACCAAGUACAGGAAUGGAUGUACUACCGAGCUCUGGCGCAUGGAGAGAGUGAAUUCCCACUCAGGAAUAAACAGGUGAAACAGAGAGCAGAUGAAUGCAUUCGGGCUUUGGAUAAACUUAUUGAAGUCAACUCGGGGAUCACUAUGCAAAAUGUGCUGCGAACGCAGUUUGACUGGAGAACAUUGAAGAACUCCAUGGACCUCUGUAGGGUAGCUGCAAUGGGCCAUUCCUUUGGCGGAGCAACAGUGAUUGAAGCAUUAUGCAAAGAGGCCAAAUUCAAGUGCGGCGUAGCUCUGGAUGCCUGGAUGAUCCCUCUAGAUGAAGAGAUCUUUCCACAGGUCAAGCAGCCCAUCUUCUUCAUCAACUCAGAGAAGUUCCAGUGGGCAGGUAACAUCAGCCGCAUGAAGAAGCUGGAAUCGGCCGCCAUACAGAGGAAAAUGAUCACCAUCAGAGGUACGGUCCACCAGAGCUUCCCAGACUUCACCUUCCUCACAGGCAACUGGAUCGGCAAGCUGAUGAAAUUGAAAGGGGAGAUUGACCCCGAGCUUGCCAUUGACCUCUGCAACAAAGCAACAUUAGCCUUUCUGCAGAGGCAUCUUGGUCUGGAAAAGGACUUCAGUCAGUGGUACCCUCUAAUUGAUGGGAAGGAUGAGAACCUCAUUCCAGGAACUAAUAUUACUGUGCCCCAGUCUGCCAUUUGAGCCAACGCCCCGCCUCGGACACUGAUGAAAUCAACCACUUGGCACUGCUUCCAAAGAAAUAAUCCAGAAACUGUCACGCCAGGCCAGCCUGACAUUUCAGAUAUAAGCCAACACAAAAAAAUAACUGGAAGCAUCAUUUGGAACACGAUUUUGUCUUCGAGACGAGAGCAUUCAUUUACGAUACAUGGUGGGAGAAACGAGCCUAAGCCAGUAUGUGACUUUAUUCAGGUUUAAAAAAAAACAAAACUUUGAUAUAUUACAGAGUUGCAGCUCAUCCACUAUACCAAUACUUUUUGGGCUGGGCCUUAAAUGUGGCACACAUAUGUACUGUUUUUAAAUUUUCACCAUGACCAGUAUAUUUAUCUAAGAAAUGUUUUUAAUCAUAAGUUCCAUAGUCUCCCUAGAAUGUAAAUCUAAAUAAAGAAAUCCCUUUACAGAAUGUAUUGCUUAGCAUGGACAUUGAUAUGGCUAAAGGAGCCUCAUUAUAUCGCUGAUCAGAUAAUCUUUUAUACAAUUUUAAGAUAUGGAAAGAAAUUAUCUAGCACAAUUGCACAAGUAUGCCUUAAUUUAAAAAAAAUGAAUCCAAUCGAUAAAACGCAAUUGAAUUUCAAGAAAAUCAUCAGCUCCUGGACUUCAGCGUGUGUUAAGAUGUCGCGUGCCUUAAUUCACAACAGUUAUCUUGGUUACGCCAACACAACAGCCUCUCCUGUGUUUGACUUUCCUCAUACUUUGCCAAUCCACUAUCAUGCAGUAAUCGUCUAAAAUACCUUCAUUUGUACGCUAAAAUUCAAUAAAUAUUUGUAUACAAAUAUGGAGGAUUCCACUUUAUUUCGUGUUCAACAUUUUGGAUACGUCUUGAGGUUCAAAUAAGAUGUGGACUUCACUUGGAUAAGACCUGCUCAGCAUCUCCCUCAACUUGCUACCACAUGGGUGAUGCAGUAUUGUAAUUGCCAGGGUCACAAAAUCUGUCCUGAACACUAAAUCAUAGGAGCAAGGGAAGAGUUAAAAUAACGUGUGGGUUUUCAUGUGACCACAGUAAUGGGUUGUCCUUGUUUAGCAAUCAAGUCUGUGUAGUGAAGUGUUGUCUAGCCGACCCGAAGGACGAGGCAUAUGACUCAUGAAAGGAACUGCAUUCAUAUUUAUUGUGCCAACAUAAAUGUCCUGAAUAAAAGCAGAC